UUCAUCAUCACUUGCAACCUAUACCAAGUAUAAACAUGGAGGAGUUUGAUACCUUCAUCAAUGGCAUCCUGUUUGACAAAGAACCAACUAUGACAGACGAGUUGGCUGCAUAUAUAAACUGCAUCUUAGAUGAAAAAGAAACAACACUAAAAGAUGAAUUAGAUGCGUUUGUGAAUUGCAUCUUAGAUGACAAAGGAAAUAAAGAUGACAACAUGCACCGGGACAAAAUACAAGUUGAGCCGAAGAAACAUGGCCAACAGAAGAGAAAAGUAAAACAUGGAAAAGAAACAGCAAAGUGUCAUCUUGCUGUUGUGUGGAAUCAGAGAGUCUGUAGACCAGCAAAUGCUUUCAUCAUUUACUCCAAUGAAUAGCGUAAGAGAAUGUCUCUGCAAUACCCACAUGAAAAUAACAAUGAGAUAAGCGUGAGGGCUACCAGCCAUGUAAGGUGGUUUACUGGAGUAAACACUGACAUUUCGAGAGAACAGAGCACCCUGAGGGGGGGGAGGAUUAACGUUAAAAGGAACAGCUUUUGUAUAAUAACUGCAAUAUCGACCCUAACCAUGAGUGCCA
Messenger RNA from Zootermopsis nevadensis, 570 nucleotides. The record is from RefSeq and is a predicted model, not a curated record. Lineage: Eukaryota; Metazoa; Arthropoda; Insecta; Blattodea; Termopsidae.